This is a messenger RNA of Styela clava, 3739 nucleotides long. The record is from RefSeq and is a predicted model, not a curated record. Lineage: Eukaryota; Metazoa; Chordata; Ascidiacea; Stolidobranchia; Styelidae.
AAUAAAGCAUUGGAUACAAAGUUGUAUAUUGAUAUUAAUAAAUAUGAUCUUGGAAGUGAGUUUUUUUAACCAAAGAUAACAAAAACAGAUUGCAAAAUGAUCACUGGUAUGAGGAUAGAAAGUCUGACACCUAGAAGUAAAUACUGGUAAAUAUAAUAAAGUUCUCAGUAAUUAUCUUUGUAGAUACAAACUUGAAACUAUACAAAGCAACACUGUCGGGAAAAUAGCUGAGUGAAAAUGAUCUCUAAAAUGUUGUGUUAUGUUUAGAGUGUUCAACCAACAAUCAAGAAAAAAAAUCGUAGUUUGAUUUAAAAUGUUGUGCUCCUACAGUUGCAGGUUUUACUAUUGCCAUAAGAUCAGGUUUCAUCGUAUAGAAACUAGAUUAAAUGGGAAAGCGUGAGCAGGAAGUAAUAGUAAACCUAAUUUCCCUUCUAAAUAGCAGUGAUGGUGACACACUUCGAUUGUGAUAAGAAUUAGCAAAGAAAAAGGUGAUAGUUUCUAGUAAGACUUUUGAACAACUUUGUUGUACAUGUACGAUAUCAAAAUAUAGUCUGGGAAAACUUUCAGGCCCUUACAAUAAAGUUAAAUAUUUUCAUGUCACACUGAAUGGAAUUUAAAUUUUUUUUGAAUUUAUCAAAAUUUUAGAUACAAAUAUAAACUAAGCUCAUAAGAAAAUUCACAUAAAAAUGAAUAGCAAAAUUUUACACCUGCUAUUGUUUCAAAUCACGAGUGAUUAUAGAUCAUGUAUUCCCAUUUCUAAUUGAGUAGUAUUUUCGUUAAGCGACAAUAGACAACAGAUGACUCAUUUUCCUGAUAAAGUGAACUUCUUGGACUCAUUGAUGCGAUGGCUCAUACAGUAGAAACCCUAUAGAAACCAUAUGUUAAGGUGCAGAGUUACAUUAAUAACAGUCAAUGUCUACGAUAAACAGCAAUAUACCAGUCAAGUCAAUUAUUUAUCAUUUGUUGGAGCAAAAAAUUGAAAUUUAUUGUAUGAAUUAAGACUUGAAAGGUACUGGAAAGAGUACUGGAGAAUUAAGAUCACCUGAUGUUACUUUAAUUAGCUUUAGUUUUUUUUACUAAUUCAGAUAAAGUUUGAUUGUAAUAUAGACAGUGAUGGAAUUAAUUUUAAAACGGACUCGGAUAUUUGCAGUGUUCAUAAGUAUCAACAUUCUUCAUCUUCAUGGUGCAAUCAACAAAUGUCCGGGUAUAAAGGAUGUGUGUGUGACAGGAUCUGCAGUAGGGAUGGUAUUCGAUUCAGAUGUAGUGAAGCAGAAGAUCCACCACUUCAUCUCAUACCACAUGAAAAUAUAACAUCAAUUUUAUUUAUAAGAUCAACUUUUCACAAUAUAUCAGCAAUAUAUGAACUACGGAAAACUAAUGCAAGAAGAAUAUCGUUAAUUGAAAACAAGUUUGUACACAAAAAAAUGACUUCGCUGAAUUGGAACUGUAUGCCAAGCACAAUAUUCAAUAUUUCUGUAUCAGAAAACGGCUUUGAUGGAUUCACAGAUGGAAAUAAAACGGGAAUGGCAUGUAGACUACACAGAUUUAAGAACAAUAUCACAUUGCAGAUAAGAGGGGAAAAUAUUAUAGGAAUGCCAGAAUGCAUACCCGAAAGUACUAGCACCCUCAUUCUCAACAAUAUGCCUGCAAGCAAUGAAACUCAACCUGAAGUAAAAUGGCCGGAAAAGAUAUCCCUAUUAAAAAUAGUUGGAGGUGGAAUGAAAAAUUUUUCUAAAGCUUUUGCAGAUGCACCCAGCUCCUUGAAACGAAUAUGGAUACAUAACGGCAUUCUUGAUGAAGGGAAAUGGCCAACAGGAUUACCAGCAAACUUCGUAGAAAAGUUGAUCCUGACCCAUUCAAAAAUGCAUACCAUUCCAUCUACGGAAAUGAAAAGAUUUCAGAAAGCUAAUAAAUUAAAUACACUCAUCUUGAAUUAUAAUAAUUUGAAAGACAUUCCAAAAGAUCUCCCCUUAUCAUUGAUCAACCUACAAAUGUCUCACAACAAAAUCUACCAAGUGUCACCAAAAAACUGGGAAAAUUUGUCAAACCUGAAAUUUUUAGAUUUAUCUAAUAAUCUUCUGGUGAUGGUACCAAGACAAAUGCCUUCUACAUUACAAACAUUAUACUUCCAUGGAAAUUUGAUAGAAUUCAGUGACCCUUUCAUUGCAAUGAAAAACUUGGAGUACUGAUCUGUCAGAUAACAAGCUAUCAUCUAUGCCAAGAGGAAUCCAGCCUGGAAUACAGAAUAUUUGAUCACCCACAAUCAAAUAUCAAUUGUGAACGGGCCAAGUGAUUACAACUUCUGUACAAGUUGUUCAAUAUUCCAACUGCAAGCAAACCCAUGGUAUUGCAACACACAAAUGCUGCAAAUGCUCAGUUGGCUGAUAAGUCACGAUAUCAUAAUAGGAAGUUCAGGGUUUUAUGAAAAAAGUGACACAGAAAAUGUUGCUUACUGCAGUAAAAUUCCAAUAAAAGGUAUUGAUAUAUACUGGCUGAAUGUGGCAAUUGAAUACAUGGAAUAUAUCAAGCAACCACCAAAUGACAAAUGCAUCUAUGAAAUCGAGUAUUUAACUUGUCGGGAUGCAGGUCUAACAUCAGUGCCAGAUCAAAUUCCACCAAACUUGGAAGAGGUGAUAAUCUCAGACAACCCACAUCUGACAUUUAUACCCGAUGACAAAUUCAAAACACAAACUGAAUUGAAAAAAUUAAUUUUAAACAAUAACAGUAUCAGCCACAUUCCAAUUGGUUUGCCAAAAUCAUUGAUAAUGCUUGAAUUGAGAGACAAUGAGAUUGGGAACUGGAAUUCAAGAGAUUUGAUAGCACUGCAGAACUUGACAAAUUUAAGACAAAUAUAUCUGGAAAACAACAAUAUAAGUGUACUUUACGCUUAUCAGUUCGAAGGACUGACAGAGAUGAAUUGGGUUGGAUUGAGCAGAAAUCAACUGCAUUGUGACUGUUCCCUGCAAUCCUUUGUUAUCUGGUUUAAUGACAUAGCACCAAGAGACUACAAGUUUGUCGGGCCUUCAUUUCCUGAAUGUAGUUCACCAGUAAGUCAACAAGGUAUGGACAUCCGCCAUCUACAUGGACAUUUCACAUAUGGAGUGCAAUGCGCACCAAUUAGAUGUGAAUGGAAAAGCAACAACCGACCAAUACUGAAUUGUUCAAGGGCUUUUCUGAAUGAUGAUUCCAUUAAUACCUACAAACCCCCAUAUGAAGAAGGAAUUGCUCCCGUUAUUCCAGAAAACAGUUAUUGGACAAGUUUGGAUCUAAGUGGAUUGAUGCUGAAGGAUGACCAAAUUCAAUACAGCCAUCUAACAAGGUUGAUGUCGGUCAACUUAUCAGAAAAUUCUCUCACACAAAUACCUCUGACUGGAUUUGGUCCAUCCGUGCAAAUUAUGAACUUAUCUCGGAAUUUUAUCGAACAUCUGCCAUCGACACAAGAAUUCAAGAAAUAUUUUCCAAAGAUUAAGUCACUGGAUUUGAGCAAGAACAGAAUCAACAGGUAUCCUUGGAAACUACUUUCGUUAAUUUGAAUGAGAAAACGUCAGCCAGCAUGACUUAACACUUGAAAUAUUACUCAUCAAUAAAUAAAGUUAAGCAACAUUGCAAUUUUAUAGACACCUUGAUUUUGUGGAAGUUGGAACAUUGGAGUUCGUAGAUACCUUAUUGCUGACCGGAAAUCCUUUCAUUUGCAACUGUUCACUUAGAACAUUAGUUGAAUGGAUUCAUGUGAACAAAG